CGCCCUCCCCGGACUUGGUGCUGACGCAUUGCUGGAGGCGGUGGCGGAAAUUGAGAACGGGACGCGCUUCUCCGUUGAGAGCUGGCAGGAAGCCGUCCUUGCCGCCCGCAUCCCAUAUUAUGGAGCUCCAAAUGAGGUGCAGUGGCGCACUUGCAAGGGCUCGUCCCCAAGCUAUCGCGGCUUUCCGUGUGGGAUGUGGCUUCUCUACCAUUCAAUCACGGUCAACGUCGAUGCCGGUGGUGACACCAACCCGUUGGAAGCGAUUCAAGAAUAUGUGCGCUAUUUCUUUUCGUGUGAAGAAUGCCGCCAGCACUUUUUGGAGUUUAAUUUCACUCGGGAUGAGGACCCCGUUUUACAGCUUUGGCGAGCCCAUAACAGCGUGAACGCGCGACUUGCGCCAGUUAAGGAGGGGGCCGAUCCGUUCGUGCCCAAGCGGCAGUUCCCAGACGCGGAAAUAUGCGGCAAUUGCCGGAAUUCACUGGGUGCUUUUGACGAGUCUGAGGUGGCAGUGUUUCUCCGUAAAUGGUAUGAGUGGGACCCCAGCUCAAUUUCAACGAGUACUAAUGAGGGCGGCAACUCUUCGUACUUUUUCCGGCCGGGGAGGCCCAUGCCAUUAUACAAGGAUCCAAAGCAGCGGCACAGAGAUGGGGUGCGGUACGACUCCGUUCCGCUCCACGUGUUUCUCACUGUGUUCGUAACUGUUGCUGUUUUAAAUGCCGGUAUUUUUCGCACUCGUCGAAGGAGCGUGAGGUCACUUCUGCACCAGCACUGCCGCCAAAAGAUCUGA
Messenger RNA from Trypanosoma cruzi, 787 nucleotides. RefSeq lists its product as uncharacterized. Gene Ontology annotation, biological process: protein folding. The transcript has a single exon. Lineage: Eukaryota; Euglenozoa; Kinetoplastea; Trypanosomatida; Trypanosomatidae. The record is from RefSeq and is a predicted model, not a curated record. Gene Ontology annotation, molecular function: flavin-dependent sulfhydryl oxidase activity; protein disulfide isomerase activity. Gene Ontology annotation, cellular component: Golgi membrane. The annotation marks the transcript as partial.